AUGGCUGCAAGAUCCAAGGUUUGGGGCGCCUGCAGGGCUCUUGCAAUUAGGUCUAGGCCAAUUGCUUCCCAACCCGAGUCCUUUUGCGCAAUUUCUCGAAAACAAUGGUACUCCAACGAAUCUAAUGACGGGCAACCUCCACGAUCAACGAACAUCUCCGAUUUUCUCCAACCAGAAUCCAAGACUCCCGUCUCUUCUCAAUCGACAAACCCAGCCACAGAUGCCGCCGCUGGCUCCGAAUCCGGGCCCGAGGAUCGAUUAAGCGACCAAGACCUUCAUAAUCUUUUCUAUGGCGGGCGUGUGGCUGCCAGCGGGGCGGAGGGUGGCCUGACCCAAGCGCAGGAGGACUCUUUAUACGAGGAAGGCGUUAUUCGGCCUCCUGCUGAGGCCGAGGCUCUUGUUGCCCAGGCUGAUAGCAAGGUCGCGGAAGCUGGCAAUCUCACACCUGGAUUCAAGUUUCCCUUACCCACACAGCCCUACCCCGAGGACUUCAACGUGAAGAAGCGUUACCAUCCUGUCCUAGACCAAUUGACUCGCCUACUUAUGAAGGACGGGAAGCUUGCCGCGGCCCAGAGGAAUAUGUCCAUUAUCAUGAACUUUCUCCGGAUGGCGCCCGAGCCGAUUUACAGCCCGAAAUUCCCUCUUCUUCCAGGCACCCCGCCAGCCUCUCACCUCCCGCUCAACCCCGUUCUUUAUAUUACCAUUGCCAUCGACUCGGUUGCGCCCUUAAUUAAAGUCAGGAAUAUUGCGGGAGCUGCAGGUGGAGGUCGUGCUCUGGAAGUUCCCAUGCCACUUGCUGUGCGACAGCGUCGCCGACAGGCCUUCUCAUGGAUCCUUGAUGUGGUCGAGAAGAAGCCUUCCAAGGGCAGUGGCCGGAAACAAUUCCCACAGCGAGUCGCUGAGGAAAUCAUCGCUGUAAUCGAGGGGCGAUCAACUGUCUGGGACAGGAGAAAGAUAAUUCACAAGCAGGGAACUGCAUCACGAGCGAACGCCGGCAGCACGUUCAAGGGAAAGAAGAGGAUGUAA
This is a messenger RNA of Clonostachys rhizophaga, 1026 nucleotides long. The record is from the annotation of a GenBank genome assembly. NCBI's taxonomy places the organism in Eukaryota, Fungi, Ascomycota, Sordariomycetes, Hypocreales, Bionectriaceae.